AAAUGGUUUUCUCCUUUAGAUAAUAUAAAAUAUAGAAAUAAAUAUAUGUGACAUACUUUUCUAUACUUGACCUAAAAUUAGGUAAAAAAAAUAAUUAAAAAUACAAAAAAACAUAACAUUAUUUAUCGCAUUAAAGCGAGAGACGUGAACUUGAUUUCAAGUCCAAUUAUCCGAAAACAAAGAUUAAUCGCGAAUUCUAAUUACAACCGUGAAUACGGGUCUUAGAAGUCGAAAAUUAAUCGCGAUCAAAAGUUACGAUGACGUAAAGUAAUACCGUAUAUAAAAAAAUUAUCUGUUUGUCUGAUUUGCUCGCAAAAUUCUUCAAAAUUGCUCUCAACUUCCUAUUUUUCGCACGUGAUAUCACAUCUCUGGCACUCGUCUGUGCUGCAGUUAUAAAUGGGGGGCAAUGUAUACGAAACUACAACCUUAUCAAAGUAUACAAUCCGUCACGUCAUGUUUAUAUCAGCACCUCGUACGCUAUCAGUAUUGGAAAAAUCCUAGACACAAAAAAAUCUACUAUCCUAAGGAUAUUCCUAAAUCUACUAUCAAGCAAUUUCAUAAGACCUUAACGUGCCGUGAACGCGACAGUAACAAUGGUGAUAGGACGGAUAACAUACUUAACAUGAGUAACAGCCAGUACUUGGAUUACAUGUACAAGGCAUGGCUCAAGGACCAGAAAUCUGUGAGCUCCUCAUGGGAUUUGUAUUUCAAAUUAAUCCACACCAAAAGCUCGAGGGAUUCUCGUGAUAAAUCCAACUCGAUUCGCGUCACUUCGUCCUCUAAGUUAAUGUCAUCAAACUUAGAAGGAGGACAAUCGAAUACAACAUUGCCAAAAAAAUCCCAGGAAAUUCCGGGAAAAUCGGACAAUGAUCAGAUGCAGGGGGAUCAAUUUAUAAUCAGCGCACUUAAUAUCAAUGAUACGAUUCGCGCUUAUCAGGCACGUGGUCAUCUUAUAGCCGACACAGAUCCGUUGGGCAUACAAAAUCCAGAGUCAGCGAAGCUACAGGGCACUGCGAAUUUGCCACCGGAGAUUGUGGUGCGACAUCAUCUCAAGGGCAUGACGGAAGCGGACAUGAACAGAGAAUUCCCUCUCGCUUCUCUAACUGUUAUCGGUGGUGAGAAAAGGAGUUUACCAUUGCGAGAGAUACUGAUGAGACUCAAUAAAAUCUAUUGCGGUCAUCUGGGUCUGGAAUACACGUACAUUCACGAUCUCAGUACGGUUUUACAGAAAAUGUCGCAUAGAGUUAUGAAAUAUAUUGAACAUGCAUUUUAUCAGUUAGAUUGGUUGAGGGAAAAGUUUGAAAUACCAGGCGCCUGGGAAUUGCCCGCGGAACACCGGAAGUGGAUCUGGAUGAAUAUCAUGAGAGCCGUGAGUUUCGAGAGUUUUUUAGCGAAAAAAUAUGGAACGGAGAAGAGAUUCGGAUUAGAAGGUUGCGAAUCGUUUAUACCGGCCAUGGCGGAAUGUAUAGAAACAUCGGCGUUAAAUGGAGUGGAAACUGUAGUAAUUGGAAUGGCACAUCGCGGUCGUCUGAAUACUUUGGUAAACAUAUGCUCGAAACCGAUGAGUCAGCUGUUCACUCAGUUUAAUCCGAUUGCACUGGAAGGAUUCGGUUCUGGAGAUGUCAAAUAUCAUCUUGGGACGCAUUCGGAGAAAUUAUUGGAGAGAACUAAGAAAAAAGUGUUUCUUGCUAUAAUGGCAAAUUCGUCCCAUUUGGAAGCGAUCGAUCCAGUUAUAGUCGGCCGAGUCCGCGCCGAACAAAUCGAGAAAGGUGACGCUAAACAGGGCAAGAGAUCAUUGGCUAUUCUGGUUCAUGGCGAUGCCGCUUUUGCUGGUCAAGGUGUCGUUUAUGAAACAAUGCAUCUCACCAAUCUACCGGAAUAUACGACGGGCGGCGUCAUGCAUAUUGUAAUUAAUAAUCAAGUACUGAGAGCGAUGGACAGACGAGCAAAACUCAUGGAAUCUCGGAAAAUUGAUUGGGCAAUGGGGGAAUGUCUGGCUUUCCUCAGUUUGUUGAAGGAAGGUCAUCACGUUAGACUGUCCGGGCAAGAUGUCGAGCGUGGCACCUUCACCCAACGUAUACAUAUUGUUCACGAUCAGAGCAGAGACAAGAUCUACAAGAAUAUUCUGCACGACGUUUUUCCCAGGCAAGCUUUGUACACGGUUACGAAUUCGUCGUUAUCGGAAUACGGCGUGUGCGGUUUCGAAUUGGGAUAUUCUGCGUAUAAUCACAACUCUCUUACACUCUGGGAAGCACAGUUCGGCGAUUUUGCCAAUACCUGUCAGGUCAUACUAGACUGCCUGUUAUGUUCCGGACAAGCCAAAUGGGGCAGACAGGUGGGAUUGGUGCUGCUGUUGCCGCACGGUAUGGAGGCCCAAGGGCCGGAACAUUCGUCCGCCAGAUUGGAGAGAUUCCUUCAGCUAUGCGACGACGAGUGUACUCACGUGCCCGGAACGGAGUCCGGCGCCUCCGCCGGCGAGACUGUCGAGGAGAUCAUAACUAGGCAGCUUUACGAGAUAAAUUGGAUCAUCUGCAAUCCCUCGACACCUGCCAAUCUGUUUCAUCUUCUGCGUCGGCAGAUAUUAAUGCCGUUUCGAAAACCGUUGGUUCGUCUGUGUAAUAUCCUUAUGACCCCUAAAUCAUUGCUACGUCAUCCAAUGGCGAUAUCGAAUUUUGAGGAAAUGGGACCAGGUACAACUUUCAAGCACAUUCUACCGGAUCUUUCCGUGAAUCCCGGAAACGUGAAGAAAGUAUUGCUUUGUACCGGGAAAGUGUAUUAUGAUUUGAUCGUCGAGCGUCAAGAGAGACAAGUGGAGGAUAAAAUAGCGAUUAUAAGAAUCGAGCAGCUCUGCCCUUUUCCAUAUCACCUUCUCGCGGCGGAAAUGAAGAAAUUUCCACGAGCCAAAAUCAUGUGGGUGCAAGAGGAGCACAGGAAUCAAGGUGCUUAUUAUUACGUGAGAGAUAGGAUAGCCUUGACAUUGAGAAUUCCAUUAGAGGAUGUGAAGUAUGGCGGUCGUCUUGCUUCUGCUGCGCCAGCCACCGGCAGCAAGAUUAUUCAUAAGAACGAAUACGAUAGUAUGAUGACAAUGGCGAUGAGUCUCGAUUAAUUAUAUAAAACCAUGAUUUUUUAAAAAAUUUACGCAAUUGACUCACCAAAUUCAACAGACAUAAAUAUUCAGCACUUUCUUGCGUUGCGUACGAAAAAGUUCUUUUACUCAAACAAUUCCACAUUACAUUCUACGUUAUUUCUAUCGCGAAAUGUUUCAUAUAAGCACGAGUUGCGUGAACGUUCGACAUAGGACUAAACGUUGAUUAAGUUGGGAUGAUAAUGUUACCGUCCCUGGUAGAAAAAAAUUUACACCUCGGACAAAGGCCACGGUCGUUAAACGCGACUUCAAUAACUUCCUCUAUAUAGUCAACUAACAAUAAUAGUAUUGUCUUUGCCUUAAAGUAGCAUUUUUUUGCGUUGUACCAAGAAAUUAGAUUCAGCGAAAAAUCUUAUCGCGUUUUAUGCGCAUUCUGAAAAUAACAUUUUGUUAAACUGAAGGAGCGGUUGCGAUAAACCUUUAUCACAUUGAACGGCUUCAAACUUGCUCGGUAUCUUCAAUCUUUGCGGUCUUAUUCAUUCAAGAAUAAACUUCGAUUAUACCGGAAUUAUUACUGUUUAUCACGUUUUAAAUCGGAAGUUUGUACAACGCAAGCUACGUUACGUCACACUAUGACGUCACAUUUUCGAAUAAAAAUUUCAUCUACUCUCGCGAAUUGUAUUAAUAAAUUAUAUAAUUUACAUAGUUGAACAAAAGAUAAAUGAUUCAAAUAAAAAAAAUAUAUUUAUAUAGAUAUUACUUGUUAAAUUAUAUGUUCAAAAAAUCUGAUAACGAAUAAAUACUUCAGAGAUAAGAUAGCGUGAAAUUAAAUAAUGUUUGUUCAAAAAUUUUAAUAGUUUUUCAUGUAUCUUAUACGUCUUACCAUAUCGCUGUCUUGAAGAUGCUCAAAUUUCAGCAACAAGAAAGGACUUCUUUACCUAUUUUGACUUUUACACACUUUUGUUCGUUAUAAGAAUUAUGCACUUUAUCGUAUGUACAAAUCGUGUUCUCACUAUCACUGAAUAUAUUUUUCAAAUGUCACUCAAUGUA
Molecule: messenger RNA, 4135 nt
Organism: Nylanderia fulva
Lineage: Eukaryota; Metazoa; Arthropoda; Insecta; Hymenoptera; Formicidae
Product: 2-oxoglutarate dehydrogenase complex component E1
Biological process (GO): tricarboxylic acid cycle
Cellular component (GO): mitochondrion; oxoglutarate dehydrogenase complex
Molecular function (GO): oxoglutarate dehydrogenase (succinyl-transferring) activity; thiamine pyrophosphate binding
Source: RefSeq, a predicted model, not a curated record